AUGGAGGAACAGUCGCAUAAACCUCAUCGCAAGUCCAAGGAGAAGAAGAAGCAGGUCGGCGAUCGCAAUCCCAAAGCGUUCGGCUUUGCGUCUGCUGGAAAGCUCCAGAGAGCCGCAGCCAGAUCUUCUGAUAUCCGCGAAAAACGAUUGCACGUCCCAUUAGCCGAUCGAAGUCCCGAUGUCGAACCUCCUCCAAGAUUGGUCACCAUUGUAGGCCCACCUGGCGUCGGAAAGACAACCCUCAUGAAGUCUCUCAUUCGUCGAUAUACCAAGGAGAGCAUCACAGAUCCUCAGGGCCCAAUUACCGUCGUAACAUCUCGCAAGCAGAGACUCACCUUCUUGGAAUGUCCCAAUGAGCUCGAGGCCAUGGUGGAUAUCGCCAAGGUGGCUGACAUAGUCCUCCUCAUGAUCGAUGGAAACUACGGAUUCGAGAUGGAGACGAUGGAAUUUCUUAAUAUCCUCAGCGCUACUGGCAUGCCGGGUAAUGUCUUUGGAAUAUUGACACAUCUGGACUUCAUUCGCAAGCCACAGCAACUGAAAGAUGCCAAGAAACGGUUAAAACACAGGCUCUGGAGUGAACUCUACCAAGGCGCGCAUCUCUUCUACCUUUCUGGAGUGAUGAACGGACGCUAUCCAGACCGCGAGAUACACAACUUGUCCCGGUUCUUAUCGGUGAUGAAGAGUCCAAGACCUCUUAUUUGGAGGAACACGCACCCCUAUGCGGUCGUCGACAGCUUCCGAGAUAUCACACACCCCACGAAGAUCGAGGAAGAUGAGAACUGUGAUCGAUCAAUUGUGUUGAUGGGCUAUCUCAGAGGCACAAAUCUCUCGGAAAAUCAACGCUGCCAUGUUCCCGGCCUCGGAGACUUCAACGUCAAACAUAUCGAAGUCCUCCCGGACCCCUGUCCCAGCCCUUCGCAACAGGCGCAAUUAGAUAAGGCCGCCGGGAAGACCGGGAGGAAGAGACUGGACGAAAAAGAAAAGAAACUAUAUGCACCAAUGUCUGAUCGUAGCGGUUUGAAGAUAGACGGAGAUACCAUUUUCAUCACGCGUGAGAAAGGGUUCACCUUCAACAAAGAUGUAGACUAUGGAGAGCGAGGCAUCGGCGAAGAACUCAUGAUCGGUCUGCAAGCGGAGAGGCGACUGCUUGGUCAGACUGACGAUGGCAUUGAGCUAUUCCGUGGAGGAGACAAGUUGACAAGUGCGCCGGAAGAAGAAGAUACGGGACGAAAAAGUCAGCGAAAGGCUAGGGUCGCCGAAAGAGACGAGGGUGAAGAUGAAGUGCCGGAUGAUGAAGGUUUCGUCAGUGGCGACGAAGACCCGAACUCCGACGAAGAAACCGAGUUCAACGAACAAAAGCUCGGUAAAAUGUUUCAGGAGGAAUCGGACGAGAAUCAAGCCGAUGGCGACGUUGCAUUUGCUGACAGCGACUCGGAUUUCGGAUCCAUAUCAGGCGACGAGCCUAAUGAUGACGAGGAUGACUCCGAGGAUGAUUACGACGACGAUGAAGAAGAGGCAGCUAUGAAAUGGAAAGAAAACCUGACGGAAAAGGCCCAGAAGCUUCAUGGCAACCGCCCAUCCUAUCGAACCGCCGAUCUCGCGCGGCUCAUGUAUGACGAGAAACUGACUGCGGACGAGGUUCUGCGGAGAUGGCAAGGGGAUAUUGAGGCAGCCAUCGAAGAAGAAAAUAUCGAGGAUAAUUCUGGAGAUGAAGAUUUCUUCAACAAAGCGAAACAGGAGGAGGAAGACGCGUCGGAGGACCGCUCGAUACCUGCAUACGACUAUGACCAGUUAGCUACCAAGUGGUCCUUGGAUGACAACAUUGAGCUACUGCGUCAACGCUUUACGACGGCUACAUUAAACGGAUCCGGCGGCGGCGGCGACGAUGAUGACGGUUUUGAUGGUUUCGAUAACGAUGAUGAUGAGGGUGACGGCGAAUUCGAAGACCUCGAAACAGGGGAGAAGCACGAGAAGCACGAGAAGCCCACGGCAAAAGAACAGGCAGAAAGCCUCGAAGCGGAACGUGAAAAGAAUGCUCGGCGAAAAGAAGAGCUCAAACUCCGGUUCGAGGAAGAAGAUCGUGAGGGGUUCGCCAAUCCGAAGGCCGCUGCUAGACGCGAAGCAGGAGAAGACGAGGAGUUUGGCGAAGACGACUGGUAUGAGGCUCAGAAAUCGCUUCUCCAGAAGCAGAAGGACAUCAACAACGCCGAGUUCGAGGGUCUAGAUGAGCGGCAGAGGAUCGCAGUCGAAGGGUUCAAAGCCGGGAAAUACGCCAAGAUAACCAUUGAAGGAGUGCCUGCGGAAUUUGUCAACAACUUCAGGACAAGAAUACCAAUCAUUGUCGGUGGACUAGCUGCAACCGAGGAUAGGUUUGGUUUCGUCCAAGUCCGCAUCAAACGGCAUCGUUGGCACAAGAAGAUUUUGAAAACCAACGAUCCCCUCAUAUUUUCAUUGGGGUGGAGGCGCUACCAGACUCUUCCGAUCUACAGUAUAUCCGAUUCUCGGACGAGAAAUCGCAUGUUGAAAUAUACCCCCGAGCAUAUGCAUUGCUUUGCCACCAUAUUCUCCCCUCUUGUUGCUCCUAACACUGGUUUCACAUGUUUCAACUCAUUUUCCUCAUCUAACCCUGGAUUUCGUAUCGCUGCCACCGGGACCGUACUUAGCGUCGACGAGUCGGUAGACAUCAACAAGAAGUUGAAACUGACCGGAGUACCAUACAAGAUCUUCAAAAACACGGCUUUCAUCAAGGACAUGUUCAAUACCUCUCUUGAGAUCGCAAAAUUCGAGGGUGCUUCGAUCAAGACUGUGAGCGGAAUUCGUGGACAGAUCAAACGUGCCUUGUCGAAGCCCGAGGGUCAUUUCCGAGCCACAUUUGAGGACAAGAUCCUCAUGAGUGACCUUGUCUUCCUAAGGGCCUGGUACCCGAUCAAGCCUCACCGGUUUUACAACCCUGUCACCAAUCUACUAGGGAACUGGCAGCCCAUGCGGCUGACUGGUGAAGUCCGUCGUGACCAGAACAUCGCCACCCCCCAGGACCGCGAUAGCAAAUAUCAUAAGAUCGAGCGACCGACUCGGCACUUCAACCCCCUCAAGGUGCCACGCGCUCUCGCCGCGGAGCUACCCUUCAAAUCGCAGAUCGUCCGAAUGAAGCCCCAGAAGCACAAGACGUACAUGCAGAAGCGUGCAGUCGUGUUGGGUGGAGAAGAGAAGAAGGCACGGGACCUCAUGCAGAAGCUGACGACGAUCCGGAAGGAGACGGUGGCCAAGAGGCGGGCUAAGAAAGACGAGAACCGUGCCGCCUACAAGAAGAAGAUGGAGGACCAGGGUGAAAAGAAGGAGGCUAGAGAACGCCGGGAGAAGCAGGAGUACUGGCGCAAGGAAGGGAAGAAGAGAAAGGGUGAUGGCGAAGGCGGUGGUGGUGGCAAGAGACGGAGGUAG
Molecule: messenger RNA, 3438 nt
Organism: Anthostomella pinea
Lineage: Eukaryota; Fungi; Ascomycota; Sordariomycetes; Xylariales; Xylariaceae
Source: the annotation of a GenBank genome assembly